Messenger RNA from Maniola jurtina (meadow brown), 1745 nucleotides. RefSeq lists its product as uncharacterized. Lineage: Eukaryota; Metazoa; Arthropoda; Insecta; Lepidoptera; Nymphalidae. The record is from RefSeq and is a predicted model, not a curated record. Bases 405 to 1439 code for a protein of 344 amino acids. The transcript has 4 exons.
UGAAGUAGGUACUUAGAUAUAAUAUUAUUUUUAUCUGAACUUAGGUCAUCUUAAAAGUCAGUUAAAAGUAAUACAUGGUACAGAAGUGUUCUAAUUUACGCAAAGAUUCUAGUGAACAGCGUGAUUUUUAAUAAUUAAAAAAAUAAUUUGAUUCCUACUUCUAAUAAUCUAUACUUGCUUGCUAUUUUCUCCCCCCUGUUUACCCUUUUCUGUGUUACUAACUGACUAAAUAUGAGUGUGAUACAAAAUAUAGUAUUUCUUCCUGAAAUCUUCUAAAUAAUGAUGAAAGUAAUUAAAAAGUUUAGAGCAGUUUAAGGGAAUACAUUUUGCUUUAUACUGUUUUGAUAGAGAAGUAACCGCUAGGUAGUUUGUACGUGCAGAAAGUGACUUUUAGCCUACCUGAAAUGAGUUUAAGGGUGGAAAAUUGUUGUUUUUGUUUGCCUUUAAGGAACGGACUAUUACUAUGGGGCUAUUUUUGCCUGGUAACCAUUUAUUUGAGCGCCCUGUCCACGCUAUACCGGCUACAGGACUUUUUCUACGACGCGUCGUCGUUUCGAGGGAACGAGUUUUUCUUUUUAUUCAUCAGUCUCGUCCUCUUACUACUGUAUUUUAUUUUCCAUAUUGUGUUAGUGGCGGGACUACAUAAGAAAAGCAAAUGCAUGUUAGAAGUGUACGACGGCUCCCUUAUAAUAUCGAUGGUAUUGGAAAGCAUUGUGGCAGGUCUAUAUAUACCAUUGGCAAUGCUUAGAUCAUUGGAAUAUGAUAUACAACAUGAUGAUAAUUCUUCGAUAUUUCUGUUCGGGAUUGCUGUUUUAGUAGUUUUAGAAAUACUAUUCAAAUACUACAUACUGGUAUGCGUCCGAAGCUUAAUCUCUACCCUGGCUGUUAAUGAAGAGGACUUUCAUUCGGAAUAUAGUUUAGAAAAUCCUGAUGUAAUCGUUUAUGAUAAUAUAAAAAAGAGGAAAAAAGACAUCAAUUUACAGAUUGCAGGAAACUUCAAUGUACAUGACGUGACCGUACAUGAUGGUGUCAAUACCAGUAGCAGAAACAACAGUUCUCAGACAGCAGGAAACUCUGCAGCAGGAAAUAAUACAAUCACGGAGAAAGAGGAAAAUCCACAGACCCUACAAAACUCUGAUGUGACCGUACAUGAUAGUAUAAACACCAGUAUCAAUGACAACAGUGCACAGACAGCAGGAAGCUCUGACGUACAUGAUAAUACAAACAAGGAGAAAGAGGAAAAUCCACAGUCCAUACAAAACUCUGACGUAACUGUACAUGAUGGUAUAAACACUAGUAUCAAAAACGACAAUUCACAGGCAGCAGGAAACUCUGACGUCAUCGUGAAUGAUAAGGAACAAAACAGGAAUAAUGACGAAGAUAAGGAGAUGGUCACGGCUAAUCAAUACCAUAUUAUUGCAUCGCCUGGAACAUCAUAAAAUGACUUUUCUAGCGCAAUGGUGUCUUCUGCAUUUUGGUCGUUUUCUGGUGCCUCAGGGUACAUUGUAAGGGAGGCCCCGAGUUCAAUUCUUGGAUGGGUAAAUUUAGAAAUUUAUAAUUUCCAAAUCAGCCUUGGUCUGGUUUUAUCUGCGAACCCUUGUGCCUUUGCCGCCAAGCGAUUUAACCUAAAAUAUAGUCUGCGUUAUCACUAAUUAUUAUCAUAAUGUCAGAUCGCAGUCAAGUAUCAAGUCAAGAUGUAUAUUAUAUUAUCAGCAUCAGUAAAUUAUUAAUGAUCACGAUCUCUU